GCUCGGCCGCGGAUUGGGUGCCAGCUCCAGUCACCGCCCCGCCCCCCUAGGCCCGGCCCCAACAUGGAGGUGGCGGCCGCUGCACUCGAGUCCCACCGCGGCCGCGACCGCUUCCUGCGGGCCCUGGGCUACAGCUCGCGGCUGCUGGGUGGCCUCCUGCAGGCGGCGGGGACAGGCAGUGAUGGCGGCGGCGGGCCCGGGCUGCACCACCCGCUGCUGCGGCUCUCGCAGGAACUCGGCAACUGCAGGGCGACGCUGCGCCUCUUGGACGAUCUCGCCAUGUUCCUGCACUCGCGGGGAUACGGCCUGGGCGCCGCGGAGGAAGAUGCUGUGGUGCGGUGGCUGUCCGUGGUUGCCAACAUGGCGGAUCAGCUGUACUACCCCUGUGAGCACGUGGCCUGGGCCGCGGAUUACAAAAUCCUCAACAUCCACUCCAGCAAGUGGUGGACUCUUAGUAAUGUGCUCUGGAGUGUGUCACUGGCGCUGGGAGUACUACGGUCCUUAAGAGUUCUGCAACAGCUAAAGAGAAAAUUGAAACAAGGUCGAAGGGAUCACCUUGGAACAGAAGAACUGAAGCAGCUGCACUUGGACCAGGUUCGGAAGCGAGCAGAGACCCUCAACCUCAUCAGCAACCUGAGCGACCUGGCCAACGCAGUGCAUUGGAUGCCACGGGGCAUACUGUGGGCAGGGCGCUUCCCCGAGUGGCUGGUCGGGUUAAUGGGCACCAUCUCUUCCCUGAUCGGUCUCUAUCAGAUGUGGUACGUGAGCAGUGCCAACAAGGACCCAUGAGAAGAUGGCUGCUCAACGUUGACCUGCAUUGAGUCUCUCGCCAGGGAAAGGACCAUUCCAGGAAUCUCUCUCCAUGAAGCAAUGGGGUUUUAUAAACUUUCCUCAGCAUCUAUUGGGCAAGAGUUUGCAUCAAGAAGGCGGCAAAUGCCUUGGAUCCGACUUCCGGCCGCAAUGUAGAUCAGUGAUCUGCCAGCGACAGGCUUGGAUGUACAGGAUUUGAUUGCAUUAGGAUUUGGACACAACCAUGAUGACACAAAUCUCAACAGACUCUCGGCGGGUCCGCUUUCCAGGGGAAGAAGAGCAGCCCAGGAAUAAAACUCGGCAGCCUGUGAUUAUAAUAGCUGAUUCAGUUUUAUUUGUCAGUUGGGUGAAGUGCUUUGUU
Messenger RNA from Amblyraja radiata (thorny skate), 1171 nucleotides. RefSeq names its product peroxisomal biogenesis factor 11 gamma (gene pex11g). NCBI's taxonomy places the organism in Eukaryota, Metazoa, Chordata, Chondrichthyes, Rajiformes, Rajidae. Gene Ontology annotation, biological process: peroxisome fission. Gene Ontology annotation, cellular component: peroxisomal membrane. The coding region runs from base 64 to 789 and encodes 241 amino acids. The transcript has 5 exons. The record is from RefSeq and is a predicted model, not a curated record.